Messenger RNA from Tachyglossus aculeatus (Australian echidna), 3482 nucleotides. RefSeq names its product poly(ADP-ribose) polymerase family member 10 (gene PARP10). NCBI's taxonomy places the organism in Eukaryota, Metazoa, Chordata, Mammalia, Monotremata, Tachyglossidae. Gene Ontology annotation, molecular function: transcription corepressor activity; NAD+ poly-ADP-ribosyltransferase activity. The record is from RefSeq and is a predicted model, not a curated record. Gene Ontology annotation, biological process: negative regulation of gene expression. Gene Ontology annotation, cellular component: cytoplasm; nucleus.
AUGGUGCGGGGGAGACCCUCCGGUGCCCGCUGGACCAACCGCCGCCUGCCCCCCUCACCCGGCCUGGCUCCCCGCUGCCUCCUCUCCCAGACCCUCCAGUGCCCGCUGGACCAACUGCUACUUGCUUCCCAUUGCCUCCCCCAAACCCUCCAACCCUUCGGUGCCCGCUGGACCACCUGCUACUUGCUUCCCAUUGCCUUCCCCAAACCAUUCGGUGCCCACUGGACCACCUGCUACUUGCUUCCCAUUGCCUUCCCCAAACCCUCCAGUGCCCACUGGGCCAACUGCCGCUUGCCCUCCAGCCCCGGCCUGGCUCCUUGCUGCCUCCCCCAGACCCUCCGACCCUUCGAUGCCCACUGCAUCAACCACUGCUUGCUCCCCGUUGCCUCCCCCAAACCCUCCGAUGCCCGCUGGGCCAACCACCGCUUCCCCUCCAGCCCCGGUGCGGCCCAUGUGCCGUCCCGCGCCGACCACGUUCCGCGGGGCGGCCCCCUGGUCCUGGGCCCCGGCGGCCCCCGAGACCCGCGGUGGCUGCUGCUGCGGGGGCUGAAGCCUGGCACCGCGCCCGACCUGCUGGAGCUGUACGUGGAGACCCUCCUGGGCGCGGGCAGAGCGGAGCCCGGGCACGACGGGCGGGACCACGAGCCCUGCACCAUCUUCCCCGGCCCUCGCCCCGGCCAGGCCUUGGUGCAGCUGGCCUUCCCGCUGUUGGACACGGAGCUGGAGGAUCUGGUGGCGCGGGCGAGCCAGAGACCCCUGGAAGGUGCCACGGUGACAGUGGCCUGGGUGCCCCGGCCCCAGGCGGUGCGGGUACGGCUGCUGGACGGGGGCCCCCUCGACUUGGAGCUGUUGGAACUCUAUUUCGAGAGCCCACGACGCAGUGGGGGUGGCGUCCUGGAGGGCCUGCGGGCACUGCCCGGGCAGCAGGGCGUCGUCAUCGCCUUCCAGCACUGGAAUGUGGCGGAGCGAGUGCUGCAGAAGAGUCACCGGCUCCAGGGCUCAGAGCUGGGCGUGACCCCCCACUAUGACUUUCUGGAGCCCGGUGAUAAGGACAGAGGCCCGGAGACUCAGGAGAGCGGACCGGUGGAACCGGGGGACUCGGACCUCGGGGGACGGGGGGCCCCGGGGAGCCCGGCUGCCGUUGGGGCCCUGGAACCGGUGGACGUGUUGCUGCCCCCGGAGACUCCGGAGUCCGUGGGUCCCAAGGGGCCCCCCGCCAGCCCAGCUGGGGCCCUUUCGGAGCGCCUGACCGCGGCCCAGCCGGAGCCCCUGCCUCCGGGAGCGCCCAUGGGGCCGGGGGGUGAUGCGGUGGGCCCCGAGGAGCCCGUGGAGCCGGGGGAGGCCCUGGUGCCCAUGGAGCCGGGUGCCCUGCGCUAUCUGCAGCUCCAUCACCAGGAGCUGCUCACCGGCCUCCAGGAUGUCGUCCUCUGCCCGCUCGAUGCCUCUGACGUCGCUGGCUUCCGGCUCAGCGGAGAACCCCAAGCGUGCCAGGCGGCGGCGGAGUUCCUGCAGAGCCUGCUGGGCAGCAUCGGGUGCCAGACGCUGCCCCUGACCCUUCCGGGCAGCGCCCGGUUCUUGCUGAGCGCCGAGGGCCAGACCCUUCUGCGGGACCUGGAGGUCCGUUUUCAGUGCGCCAUCGGGACCGAGCGGCUGACCUGGGGCCCCCCGGACGCUGAGCCGGAGCCUCCGGAGCUACCCCUCGGCCGGACCCCGGAUGGUCUGCCCCGGGACGCCGACGCCGGGGCUGCCGACAGCUUGGAGGAGAUCAAGGCCCUGCUGGUCGCCCUGGAAGGACCGGAGGAGGAGGAGGAGGAGCCCCUUCCCAAUCAGCCCCCGCGGUGGGCGGCGAAGCCGGAGCUGGAGGAGAAUCUGGAGGAGGAGCUGUACCGAGCAGAUCGGUCCCAGGAGCAGUUGGCACCCCCGGGCUGGGGGGCUUGGGGAGAAGAGGAGGAGGAGGAGGAUGGGGAGGCCGAAGACGAGGCAGCGGAGGGGGCCCUGGCGGAGGCCAGGCAACGGUCCCUGGCCUCGUUUCGGAGAGAGCAGAACCUGGACGAGGAGGCGGCCCUGCUCCUAGCCCUGCAGCGCUCCCUGGACCUACGGGAGCCGGAGCAGGAGGAUUUGCAGCGGGCCCUGGCCCUCUCCCUUUUGGAGGUGAGGGGCGCGGAGCGGGACCCCGCCCUGGGACGGCUCAUCGUCCACGUUGCCUUCGAGCGGGACCCGGCGGAGCUGGAGGCGGCGCUGGAGGAGGCCCUGAAGGCCCACCUGAGCGAGGAGAUCGUGGUGGGCCUGGAGCUGCAGGCACUGCCCGGGGGGCUCCUGGCCUGCCUGGAGCGGGACUAUGGGGUCAGCGUCACCCUGAGCGGGGACGUGGCCACCCUCCGCGGCUUCGGCCCGCAUCCCGCCCGUGCCGCCCGCCGCCUCGCCGCCCAUCUGGGGCUCGAUCUGCCCCGGGCCUUGGCGCGGACACAGAGCCGGGAUGCCCCCUGCCCAUCCCCGGUCCCGAGGUCCGCCAGUCCCCCAGCUGGGCUGCUGCUCCCGGCGGACGUAGGAGAAGAGGAGGUGAGGCUGGAGCCGCUGGAAGAGAGUGGGGAGGAAUUCCAGAAGAUAAUCCGGGAUUUCUAUGGUUCACUGGACGACGCCCACGAGAUCCGCGUCGUAAAGGUGGAGCGCCUGCUGCACCCCCUCCUGCAACGCCAGUACGAGCUGCAGCGGCAGCGGCUGGAGCGGCUGUGCCCGCGCCGGCCCGUGGAGCGGACGCUGUACCACGGCACCUCGGCCCAGGCCGUGCCCGAGAUCUGCCUGCACGGGUUCAGCCGCAACUUCUGCGGGCUCCACGCGGCUCUGUACGGGCAGGGCGUGUACUUCGCGGCCCAGGCGGGCCUCUCCGUUCAAGACCAGUAUUCGCCCUGCGACGCUCGGGGAUACAAGGCCGUGUUUGUGGCCCGGGUUCUGACGGGCGAGUACACGGCGGGCAAAGCGGGGCUCCGCGCCCCGCCGCUGCGCCAGGGGCCGGGGAGCGCUCCCCUGCGCUACGACAGCGUGGUCGACUGCCCCCGGCAACCCUCCAUCUUCGUCAUCUUCCACGACACGCAGGCAGUGCCCGCCUUCCUCAUCACCUGCCAGCGGCGGCCUUCCCCGGCUUCGGGCCCGGCGGUCCCCGGAGCGGACCCUGCUCCUUAGGCGCCUCCCUGGGCCGGCCGCCCCCACGGGCCCGAGCCCCUCUGGGGAGCCUCCGGUGGGAUUGGGAAUGGGGGCAGAGGAUUCCCAGGACGGCUGGGGGGGACGGGGCCGGCGGCUGAGCCAGCGUUACCCCGUGCAGAGCACUGUGCUAAACACGUGGGAGAGUCCGCCGGAACAAGAAACAGACACGUUCCCGGCCCGCACCGGGCUUACGGUCUUGAGGCGGGCAUUAAGAUAAGUAAAUUCCAGAUCCGUACGUAAGCGGCCGUGGGGCUUGGAGGGGGCUUGAGAAGCAGCGUGGC